Molecule: messenger RNA, 2620 nt
Organism: Helianthus annuus (common sunflower)
Lineage: Eukaryota; Viridiplantae; Streptophyta; Magnoliopsida; Asterales; Asteraceae
Product: zinc finger BED domain-containing protein DAYSLEEPER
Exons: 2
Coding region: 358-2400 (680 amino acids)
Molecular function (GO): DNA binding; protein dimerization activity
Source: RefSeq, a predicted model, not a curated record
CCAACCAAGCGGCUCUAUGGGCUGCGGCACGCCUCUCCACCCACCACCCAACCAACCACCCUAUGGUCCGUGGUCCAGUUGGAUUUCAAAGUCCAUAUCCAAUUCAGUUUUAUCUUUCACCCCUUUCUUUUCUCUCUCAUAUUAUUAUCAUCUUAUCUCCAAACCCCAAUUCAAAAGUCCAAUUCAAUUACCGGGUUCAAGCCCAAUCUUCUCUCUCCUCUCUCUCUCUCUCUCAUCGAAGAAAUCUUUCUAGAUCUCGAAUUCUCCGUUGCAUCUCCGGCUGAUUGCAGUUACAUCCCUCGUACACCUGCUACAGCUGUUGUUAAGGCAAAUUUUCAGUUCUUUUCUUGUUUACACAUGGAGGCAAUUCCUACGGAGAAUAACGCUCUGGUUAAUAUGGAGAUGCACCUUGAGCCGGUGUAUCUGGGUAUGGAAACAAACAACAUUGAAACAACGCCGCCCACCAAGCGUAGAAAGAAAAAGUCAAUGGUUUGGGAACACUUCACCAUUGAAACAGUUAGCCCGGGUUGUAGAAGAGCUUGCUGUAAGCAAUGCAAGCAAUCCUUUGCAUACAGCAUGGGUUCGAAAGUUGCUGGAACCAGCCACCUUAAACGCCAUAUUGCUAAAGGCGGUUGCCCCGUUGUGCUUAGAAACCAGCAACAGGACCCAAUGGCAAUGACUCCAUUCAGUGCGCCUUCAAAGAUAGCCAACGACUCUGCUGGUCCAACUCCAACUACUGAUCCACCUAAACGACGGUACCGAACCUCCAGCGUUCCUUAUGUUGCCUUUGACUCUGACCGUUGCCGCCAAGAAAUAGCCCAGAUGAUUAUCCUGCAUGAUUACCCGCUUCACAUUGUUGAACACCCGGGGUUUGUUGCGUUUGUGCGUAACCUUCAGCCGAAUUUCAGUAUGGUUAAUUUUAAUACGGUUCAAGGUGAUUGUAUAGCAACUUAUCUUGGAGAAAAACAGAGUGUUCAGAAUCUGAUUGAAGGGAUGCCGGGACGGAUUUGCUUGACACUCGACCUCUGGACGUCAUGCCAGACAACCGGUUAUGUUUUUGUCACAGGACAAUUCGUUGAUAACGAGUGGAAAAUACACAGAAAGUUACUAAAUGUUGUGAUGGAACCGUUUCCCGAAUCUGAUUCGGCUUUUAGCCAUGCUGUGUCUUCAUGUCUGUCUGAUUGGAACAUGGAGGGACGGUUAUUCUCGAUUACAAUCAACCAGAAUUUGAGUGACGCCGGGAUCGAUAGCCUUAGAAGUUUGCUUUCCGAGAAAAACCCAAAUACUCUCGGAGGUCGAUCGUUGCUUAAUCACUGUCUUGCUCGUUCUUUAAGCAGUAUCGCGCAAGAGGCGUUUAAGGUCUGUCAAGAAACGGUCAACAAAGUCAGAGAUUGUGUGAAGUAUGUGAAAACCUCGGAUGUCCUAGAAGAGAAGUUUCUUGAACUCAAGCAACAACUUCAAGUACCAAGCAUGAAAACACUAGCAAUCGAUGAUCAAACUCGUUGGAAUACCACGUACGAGAUGUUAUUAUCAGCCUCGGAACUGAAAGAAGUGUUUUCUUGCAUAGACACCACCGAUCCCGAUUAUAGUAAAGGGCCCACCGCGGAAGAAUGGAAGCAAAUCGAGAAUCUGUGCACAUGUUUGAAGCUGUUGUUUGACACGGCAAAUCUGCUGACAUCGGCAACUAUACCGACAACAAACACGUUUUUUCAUGAAGUGUGGAAGAUCCAGCUGGAGUUGACCCGUGCAGCCACAAGCGAAGAUCCUGUCAUCAACACCAUUGCGAAACCGAUGCAGGUGGGUUUCGAUACAUACUGGAAAAGCUGUUGUUUGAUCCUAGCAAUCGCGGUGGUUAUGGACCCGCGGUUUAAGAUGAAACUGGUAGAAUUUAGCUUCACAAAGAUUUACGGUGAGGAGGCUGCAAGUUACAUUAAUUUAGUCGAUGAAGGGAUCCAUCAGAUGUUUCUCGAGUAUGUUGGCGGGUUGGAAGGAAGCGUGAAACAAGAAGAUGUUGCAGGACUCGGGCUUACCGAUUUCGACAUGUAUAUCAUGGAAACGACAAGUCAACAGUCAAAGUCAGAACUCGACCAGUAUUUAGAGGAGUCGCUUUUACCUCGGGUUCACGAGUUUGAUGUAAUGGGAUGGUGGAAACUAAACAAGGUGAAGUACCCGACGCUCUCGAAGAUGGCUCGUGAUAUCUUGACGGUUCCUGUGUCGACUGUGGCUCCCGAGUUGGUUUUUGAGACUGAGAGGAAGGAGAUGGACCGCUAUCGGUGCUCGUUGAGACCUGAAACCGUGGAGGCGGUUAUUUGUGCCAAGGAUUGGCUCGUUGGCGGUGGCGGCAAUGGUGAAUCUGUAGACAUGAUGAAAGCUAUGGUGAAAAUGGAAUUUCCCAUUUGAUGUGUGUACUGAAAUUUAUUUCUUAGAGUGAUGUUAUGCUUAUUUUAGACUUGUUUUAACCAACUAGUUCCUCUGCUUGUUUAAGAAAACUUUAGGUAUUUUAUGAAAGAAUGUAUGAGCCUUAAAUAUGUAUACUUGACAGUUGAACCUACUCAACAAAUCCAAAUCUGGGUUAAUUUGGGGUUGAGUUUUGAAGGAGAUUUUUAGAUUAUUGAGUUUU